CUCUCGGUCCUCAUCUGCUCCGCUCUCGCGCCUGCGCUCGAUUGGUCGAGCCUGAGCCAGCAUGGCGGCGCCCAUGUAACAAGUCCGUGCCGCGGAGGGGACGGCGGCCGCAGCGCGGGCCCCGCGGGGGUCAGAAGUCACCAUGCUGAGGGCGGCGUGGAGGGCGCUGAGUUCGAUUCGGACCCAGGCAGUCACCCAGGCCCCGGUCCUUGGGCUGCCGGGCGCAGGGUGCGCCAGGCUUCCCUCCGACCCAUGGAGCCUUCUCUCACCUCCUCGAGGUCUCAUCUUCCAGGCCGCCCGCGGAUAUGCCAUCCGGAAACCAGUCCAGCCCAGCCAAGAAGAUGACCCGCCCCCUUCCACACUGCUCAAAGACUACCAGAACGUCCCUGGAAUUGAGAAGGUUGAUGAUGUCGUGAAAAGACUCUUAUCUUUGGAAAUGGCCAACCGGAAGGAGAAGCUAAAAAUCAAGCAAGAGCAGUUGAUGAACAAGAUCGUGGCAAACCCAGAGGACACCAGCUCCCUGGAGGCUCGAAUUGUUGCCUUGACUGUCAAGAUACGCAAUUAUGAAGAACACAUGCAGAAACAUCGAAAGGACAAAGCCCACAAGCGCUAUCUGCUGAUGAGCAUCGACCAGAGGAAAAAGAUGCUGAAAAACCUCCGUAAGACCAACUAUGGUGUCUUUGAGAAGGUGUGCAAGGAGCUAGAGAUUGAGUACACCAUUCCGCCUCUGUACAACCGAAAAGCCCACCGCCGCUGGGUGACCAAGAAGGCUCUGUGCAUUCGGGUUUUCCAAGAGGCUCAAAAGCUGAAGAAGCAAAGAAGGGCCUUAAAAGCUGCAGCAGCAGCCCGGAAACAAAGUCAGAGGAACCCAGAGAGCCCUUCCAAAGGCGGACCAGAGACAAUCAAAGAAAACCAAUAAAUUCUGUUAAAGU
Ceratotherium simum simum (southern white rhinoceros) is the source of this 932-nucleotide messenger RNA. RefSeq names its product mitochondrial ribosomal protein S15 (gene MRPS15). Gene Ontology annotation, molecular function: RNA binding; structural constituent of ribosome. Gene Ontology annotation, cellular component: mitochondrial small ribosomal subunit; ribosome. The record is from RefSeq and is a predicted model, not a curated record. Lineage: Eukaryota; Metazoa; Chordata; Mammalia; Perissodactyla; Rhinocerotidae. Gene Ontology annotation, biological process: mitochondrial translation.